Molecule: messenger RNA, 897 nt
Organism: Kluyveromyces lactis
Lineage: Eukaryota; Fungi; Ascomycota; Saccharomycetes; Saccharomycetales; Saccharomycetaceae
Gene: BRX1
Product: ribosome biogenesis protein BRX1
Exons: 1
Coding region: 1-897 (298 amino acids)
Biological process (GO): rRNA processing; ribosomal large subunit assembly
Cellular component (GO): nucleolus
Molecular function (GO): rRNA binding
Source: RefSeq, a predicted model, not a curated record
AUGUCGAGUAUUUUCAAGACUUUGUCUCGUAAGGAUAAAGACGGUAAGAAGAACAAAAAUAAUGCGGCUAACAGUGACAGUAAUGAGAAACAGUUCAUGAAUAAGCAACGUACCUUACUUAUUACGUCCAGAGGUGUUACUUAUAGACAUCGUCAUUUGGUUCAGGAUUUGAACAGUCUUCUACCACAUUCGAGAAAGGAACCUAAGUUGGACACGAAGAAGGAUCUAGGACAAUUGAAUGAGAUUGCGGAAUUGUACAACUGUAAUAACAUUAUAUUCUUUGAAGCUAGAAAGCACCAGGAUUUGUACCUAUGGCUAUCAAAGCCACCAAAUGGACCAACAAUCAAGUUUUAUUUGCAGAACCUACAUACCAUGGACGAAUUAAACUUCACUGGCAACUGUUUGAAGGGAUCCAGACCAAUAUUGUCAUUUGAUGGUAGAUUUGAUUCUGAACCGCACUACCGUUUAAUUAAAGAACUUUUUAUCCAUAACUUCGGUGUACCACCUCAAGCUAGAAAGUCCAAGCCAUUCAUUGACCAUAUCAUGUCUUUCAGUAUAGUUGACGAAAAGAUCUGGGUAAGAACGUAUGAGAUCUCGCAUGAAGCUAGGAACAACGUUGAAUAUGAGGAUAAAGAAGAAGAUGAAACGUCGUUAGUUGAAAUUGGCCCACGUUUCGUGAUGACACCGAUUUUGAUCCUUGAAGGUUCAUUUGGUGGUCCAAAGAUCUACGAAAACAGACAAUACGUAUCGCCAAACUUCGUUAGAUCUCAAAUUAAACAACAGGCUGCCAAGGAAGCUAAGACCAGAGCCGAAGCUGCUGUUGAAAGGAAACUAAAGAAGAGAGAAAGUGUCUUGGCUGUAGAUCCAUUAUCCAACGAUGCAUUGUUCAAAGAUUAA